AUGAAGUUAUUUCUCUCCUUAUUCAUUUUCUUCACCACAAUUUUAUCACAUAAUGUCCUUUUACAACCAUAUGGAAAACAAUGCUUUUUUGAAACUUUAAAAAAAAAUGAUGAAUUAGCAAUAUCUUUUCAAGUUGGAUCAAGAGAUCCUCAUAAUUCAGAACAAUAUGAUAUUGAAUUUUAUAUUACAUCACCACAAGGUCAAAUAUUAUUAAAAAGAUCUAAAAUAGAUCAUGGAGAUGAACAAAUAAAAGCUCAACAAAAUGGAAAAUUUCAAUAUUGUUUUUCAAAUGAACAAAGUAGUAGAGUUGAUUUAGAUGUUAGUUUUAAUAUUCAUGGUGUCGUUUAUAUUGAUGCAAAUGAUCCAAAAUCAAAUACUUUAGAUUAUGCUAUUCAAAGAUUAAGUCAAUUAACUGAUGAAGUUAAAGCUGAACAAGGUUAUUUAGUUAUUAGAGAAAGAACUCAUAGAAAUACUGCUGAAUCUACAAAUUCAAGAGUUAAAUGGUGGUCAGUUUUUCAAAUUUUAGUUGUUGCUGUAAAUUCAUUAUUUCAAAUUUAUUAUUUAAAGAGAUUUUUUGAAGUUAAAUCAGUUGUUUAG
Messenger RNA from Lodderomyces pseudojiufengensis, 597 nucleotides. RefSeq names its product Emp24p (gene EMP24). The transcript has a single exon. Gene Ontology annotation, cellular component: endoplasmic reticulum-Golgi intermediate compartment; COPII-coated ER to Golgi transport vesicle; Golgi apparatus. The coding region runs from base 1 to 597 and encodes 198 amino acids. The record is from RefSeq and is a predicted model, not a curated record. Gene Ontology annotation, biological process: protein retention in ER lumen; Golgi organization; endoplasmic reticulum to Golgi vesicle-mediated transport. Lineage: Eukaryota; Fungi; Ascomycota; Pichiomycetes; Serinales; Debaryomycetaceae.